AAGAAGGAUUCCCCCCUUGAUCGUACCCUUCACGGCCCAAUACCAAUCAGGUUUCGCUGUCCUUUCUUCAUCGAACAUCCGAGUCUGUUAACUCAUUGCGUGUUGAAAUUCAUUGAAUCGAUCUGCAAAACCUUUCGCGGAUAAUUGAAUUGAUAACUCGAGAAGAUAAGAUUUUAAUUUUAGAGGUUGAAUCUAAUGAGGGAUGCUGAAAGAUGCAGAAAUGGAGAAGGGGCACCUUUGGUGGCAGAGAAUGAUGGUCAGGGAGUCGACGGGCUUAUUCCUCAGUUAUUUACCUCACUACCAGCUCUAAAUGGUGCUGUUUCUUGUCUUGCACAAACAACUACUUUAUUUACUGGUUGUUUUUCUGAUUAUGCUGUGGAUUCUUCUUCUGGAGAUUUGAGUGAUUCGGUUGUACAUGCACAAGAAUUAGAAACAUUUUAUUCUGAACCGAAUGAGGAUGAUUCUGUGAUUAGUAAUACUCCAAAUUCAAGUGAAAGCAGCACAGCUGUGUCUGAAUCCUCUACUCUUACAAUUACUGCCUCUGCUAACCAUGAUGGAAUAGCAAGGGCCUCUGCAGGAGAUCCAUCCGAAAUUACCGGUGCAAUUGUACAAUCAAGUUAUCAUGGGCAAAAUGGGAUUUCCAUUUUCAAAGGGCUUAUUGAUAGAGCACAGAGGACUGUUCGUGGAUCCACAGAUGAUAUAGGAUGGUUGAAGCGUGAUCCCGAGAUGCCUCCGGUUGAAGAUGGAACCGAGAAGUUCACAGAGAUUUUAGACAAUAUUAGGCACGGUCUGCACAAACUGCCAAAUUCAAUGGUUUAUUUAUUGGUUCCAGGUCUUUUCAGCAACCAUGGCCCUCUAUAUUUUGUCAGUACAAAAACAAGCUUCUCAAAGCUGGGUCUAACUUGUCAUAUUGCCAAAAUUCAUAGUGAGGCUUCAGUUGAGAAAAAUGCCAAAGAAAUUAAAGAUUACGUUGAGGAAAUUUAUUGGGGUUCCAACAAACGUGUUUUGCUUCUCGGACACAGCAAAGGCGGAGUAGAUGCAGCGGCUGCUUUAUCUAUCUAUUGGUCUGACUUGAAAGAUAAGGUUGCCGGGUUGGCAGUAGCACAGAGUCCAUAUGGCGGAAGCCCUAUAGCUUCAGAUAUCUUGCGAGAAGGACAACUCGGUGAUUAUGUGAAUGUACGGAAACUUAUGGAGAUUUUGAUUUGUAAAGUGAUUAAGGGGGACAUGCAAGCUUUGGAGGACUUAACAUACGCUAGGAGGAAGGAAUUUUUGAAGAAACACCGUUUACCGAAGGAGCUUCCUGUUGUUUCAUUCCAUACCGAGGCCGGCAUUACUCCUGCCGUUCUGGCCACGUUAUCUCACAUCGCUCAUGCAGAGCUACCAUUGAUGUCCACCCUAUCUGAUGGCCAGCCCGCAAGGUUGCCUGUGGUCAUGCCCCUCGGUGCUGUGAUGGCUGCAUGCGCCCAGUUGCUGCAGGUCAGAUAUGGUGAAAAGAGCGACGGCCUCGUGGCGCGUUGUGAUGCAGAAGCCCCAGGAUCCUUUGUGGUCCGGCCAAAUCGUAAAUUAGAUCAUGCCUGGAUGGUCUAUUCAUCGUUGAACAACGACUCUUCGGAACCAGAUGCAGCGCAAGUGUGCGAGGCUCUGUUAACGUUGCUCGUGGAAGUUGGGCAGAGAAAAAGACGUGAACUCUCGAGGAAAUACGAAUGAGGUAAAUGCGGCUCGUGUCGACUCAACCAAGUAGCUGAGGUUCUUUAAGCAUCAGUAGCUCCAUUUAAGCCUGGUAAUUUUUUUAUUUGUACAUACCUGAAUCGUUAGAUUUGUAAAAUGGAAAAGGUAUUACCAUGAUCAAAGGGUAUGCGACAUUGUUGUAUAUAACUGAUCUUUUAAGUUAUCUCGA
Messenger RNA from Hibiscus syriacus, 1897 nucleotides. RefSeq lists its product as uncharacterized. Bases 196 to 1707 code for a protein of 503 amino acids. Lineage: Eukaryota; Viridiplantae; Streptophyta; Magnoliopsida; Malvales; Malvaceae. The record is from RefSeq and is a predicted model, not a curated record. The transcript has 9 exons.